This is a messenger RNA of Papaver somniferum (opium poppy), 864 nucleotides long. RefSeq lists its product as uncharacterized. The transcript has a single exon. NCBI's taxonomy places the organism in Eukaryota, Viridiplantae, Streptophyta, Magnoliopsida, Ranunculales, Papaveraceae. The record is from RefSeq and is a predicted model, not a curated record. The coding region runs from base 1 to 864 and encodes 287 amino acids.
AUGACUAUCAAAGCAGGAAAAUGGGAAGUUCAUAAUCAAGUUUUGUGGAUUCGAAAUUGGAUUCCAGAUUUUAGACCACAGAAUCAUAGAGCUUCACAGGCAAUGAUUUGGGUACAUCUCCCAGGUCUAAGUUUGGAAUAUUGGGAUGAAGCAACUCUUUUCACAAUCUGUAAAGCUCUUGGAACACCAGUAAAGGUUGAUGAAGCUACACUUAACUUUUAUAAUGGGUAUUAUGCAAGAGUUCUGGUUAAUAUUGAUUUAGCAGGUAAAAUUCCUAAUAAGUUAUGGAUUAAAACAAAGUUUGGAGGAUUUAUGCAGAAUGUGAUUCUAACAAAACCCCCAAAAUUUUGUGAUCACUGUAAGAUUGUGGGGCACUUACAGAUUGAAUGCAGAGCAAAAACCUCUUCUCCACAUGAAGUUACUAAGUCAACUGUGAAUGCAACACCAAAGAGCACUAAUCAAUCUCAAGGUAUGAAGUUUGAUAUAUGUGAUCCAUUAUUUUGUUCUGGAAAUCAACACAAAGGUUCUGCUCCUAACAAUUCUGCCAGUGAGGUUGAGAAUUGUGAAACUCCAAUUAUAUCUGUUGGAGUGGGUCAUCAUGUGAAUCAUGUGAACAUUUCAGCAGGUAUGUUUGGUUCUUUACAAAAUUCUUCUGAGGAGGAAAAUAUAAUUGAAAUGCAUAAAGAUAGUGUGAAUAAAGUGCAAAUAGUGGACAAGAAGGAUACAUCUCUACAGGGUAAUGAAAUUAUAUCUCCAACAAUAAUACAACAAGUAGCAGAGGAUAAUGCAGUUGAGAGUGUGAUUAACUUCAUUAAUGGCAAAGAUGGAUCAAUGUCAGAGGAAAGAAUUCCAACUACUUCUUGA